Messenger RNA from Histoplasma capsulatum G186AR, 777 nucleotides. RefSeq lists its product as uncharacterized. Lineage: Eukaryota; Fungi; Ascomycota; Eurotiomycetes; Onygenales; Ajellomycetaceae. The record is from RefSeq and is a predicted model, not a curated record. The transcript has 3 exons. Bases 1 to 777 code for a protein of 258 amino acids.
AUGACCUUGCCGACGCAAGGACCCCAAGAGCCCCCAAAAAGCCGCGCAGGGAGGUGGAAUGUUCGCUUAGCAUUCUGCGCUGGGACUAGCGGUAACAGGACCCACGGCCAAUCACAGGCCCAUGGCAAGACGUCAUAUCAACCUCGGAUGAGGAGGACAACGGCUGCUUUACUCGAAGGAAUUAUCAAGAACAACGAUAAUUAUCACCAUUUCAGGGGUUUCCGCGUUGUGCACAGGAGUGCUGGAGUACGGCGGCCCCUAGAUAUCGAUUUGCUCGGCGAGCACGAGGCAGCCAAGUACAGUACUAAGGCAAUAUCCAGCUGCAUAAGCGAUACCGAUAUGGCGCCAUUUCAUUGCCGUCUUGGAGUCCCGAAGCAAUCCCACCUUUUGCUAGUUAUCUCUGGACCCGACAUCUAUUUGAUGUUGACUAGGCGACCUGAACGGGCAUAUCGAUUCAAGGUCCCCGUCUCAAUCCUCGACCCCGUGCGACAUGGAGUGAGCAUGGAAGUUCUUGUAUAUCUUGGCUGCGCACUGCUCUCUUUGCAUUUUGCGUUGUACGGAAUCAUGGAAUCAGGAAUUUUCAGUUUUCCGCAUCGCGGAGCCACCGUUACAACAUCAUCUUCUACCCAGAGUCAACGCUUUAGAUUCCAUAAGAAACAGUCUCAGAGCCAAAAUGUCCCAUUGGAUAAAUCCUUAGUAUCCUACUGCGUAUAUCCCCUGAGUCCCUGUCCACUACUGUUGUUCGAGAAUGAUGCCCUCCCCAGACUCAGCAUUUAG